Molecule: messenger RNA, 4315 nt
Organism: Closterium sp. NIES-67
Lineage: Eukaryota; Viridiplantae; Streptophyta; Zygnematophyceae; Desmidiales; Closteriaceae
Source: the annotation of a GenBank genome assembly
CUGGGUUUUGGGGAAAGAGGGUGCGCUUGUGAAAGAAGAGGGUGUGGAGUCAGGAGAGGAGGAGACAGGAGUGGUCACACGGUAUGGCGUGGCAGGAAAGGAGCAUUCUGGCUCGGGCUUGGAGCAGCAGCAUUGUGAGGUGUUGCUGGAGCAUGCGCAGAGGGGAGGGUCGCUUCCAACAGCAAGGGUUUUAGGAAGUUUUAGCGCGCCAGACUGGCAUGCCGCCAGUUCGGAAGCAGCCGCGAUUCAGGAAAAAACCGCCAGUCGAGCAGCAGGCCUCAAGGUGGAGGAGGCGGCCCUCCUAAGUCCAGAAGCAUUUAUCAAGCCACAGCCUUUUGAAUGCCAUGAAUGCUAUGAUGCAGAUGUGGGUGGAGGAGUGCAGGACUUGCAGCGUGAGGGAGAUGGUGAUUUACUGCCAGAGGCGUUCUCCGAUGUCAGAGUGUUGUCCGGUGCCGAGGCACUGGUUCAACCCUCAGUUGCUGUGGCCACUGGUGCUGCAGACGCAGACGCAGACGCAGACGCAGACGCAGACGCAGACGCAGACGCAGCAGAAGAACGGGAAGAGAGGGGCGAAAGCGGGCUAGGCGGCGAGCAGGGCGAAGGGCAAGACGUGGAGGCAUGCAGAGAAGAAGGCCAACUCGCUCUCCAGCCUUUCCAGCCUCUUCAGCCUCUCCAGUCUCUUCCCCAGUCCCUGCAGUCCCUGCAGUCCCUGCAACCUCAUCGCGCCCUUGAGCCUCAGCAGUCCGCUCAAGAGCUCGUGAUGGCGAAGAUGCGUCAGCAGUCACUGGCUCAUGACAUGUGGCAGAGAAUGCCCGACUCCGAUGUCUCUGCUGCUGCCUUGGGCUUUAAUGCCCACGCCUGUGAAAGGGACGCAGAGGGAGUGGAGGAGGAGAGGGAGGGUACCGUUCAGCGGUUCUGCUGUGGGGAUGGUCGCGGGAGCGUGGACGUAGACGUGGGGAUAGUUGGCGUGGUGGGGUGCGAUGGGGGGGAGAUGGGCGAGGGGGGUCAAUCGGUGCAGGUGCAGGUGGUGCUGGAAUUCGCUCUGGAAGACUGCAGCAGCGUGCGACAGGAGGAGCAGCAGCAGCAGCAGCAGCAGCAGCAGCAGGAGAAGCAGCAGGAGCAGCAGCUUUGGGGGGCAGGGGCAGAAUGCACAGUUCUGAGUGUGCAGGGGGGAGGGGUGGAUGUGGAAGGGAUUCUGGGCGGGCCGUGGGAGAGUGGGAGUAUAGACAUGGCAAUGGAUGGCCCUGGGAGGCAGGGAGGCACCGAGCCGCAUGAGGCUGGUGCGGACGACGCGACUGGGACGGAGUGUGCUGGCAGGAGAGGCAUGGGGAGUGAUGGUAGCGAGUGUGGCGGUGUCCACGGUGGGGAUGGUGAGGGAGGUGAGGGGGAGGGAGGAAGGGACGUGGGUUCGUGUGCUCGCGCCCUGCCGUGUGAGAAAAGGCAAGGUGCACAGAGGACGGCGCGCAGGAGCCGGCCGGUGGAGAAAGCGCUGGUGUGCGCUGGGUGGGAGGAGCGGGCUCAGGCAGAGGGGAUGGAGCUGUGCUGCUCGAAUGGGGCUGCUGGUCUGGCCGGGCCCUCUGGAGUGAAUGCUGCUUGUGGAAUGGAUGUGGGUGCUGGUUUGGACGGGCUGUUUGCUCUGAGUGCCGCUGUUGAGGUGGCUCUGUGGGACGCUGAUGGCACCGCGCCUGCCAGUGACGCCAUGCAGGGGCAGGGGCAGGGGAGUCAACUGGCACAUGCAGCACUUGACGCAGCAGCAAAGGGGUUAGCGCAUGAAGUGGCAGCAGCGGCAGCAGCACCGGGGCAUGGGCAGAUUCCUGCACAUGAUCCUUCAACUCGGGACAGUCAGCCCUGCGGCCUGGGUGAUGCAAGUCUGGUCGAGGCUAGCGAGAGGAGGAGCGACCGGGCGGAACAGGCUGGGGCGUGCAGCAAGGAGGGGAGUGCAGCGCUGGUGGUGCAUGGAGGGGAGAGGGCGGGGAGCGUGAGAGGUGGCGAAGGCGAGGUGGUGGGGUCGAGAAUGCGAGUGUGGGAGGGCAAGGCUAGGGACUGCAGAGUGCAGGUGCGAGUGGGGUUCUUCCCUGAGUCUGAGCCUGGGAGGCCAGUCUGCGCUGCAGGGGAGGCUGGAGAAGAGGCUGUAGGAGCGGCUGGGACGGGCUUCAGAAAUGAGGAAGUAGCUUGCGCAGCAGGAGCACCAGGAGUAGCGGGUUGUGUGGCGAGGCGAGGUGGGAGUGGAGGCGUGAGUGCAGGUGGGAGUGAUGGCAUGUGGAGUGCGCGCACCCAUGUGCUCAUGGCGUGGGGCCGGCAGAAGGGCAGGUCAAGUGGGCACACUGUUAGGGAGCUCAAUGGGGAUGGGGAUGGGGAUGUGGGAGAGGGAGAGGGAGAGGGAGAGGGGGAGGGAGAGGGAGAGGGAGAGGGAGAGUUGAGAAUGCAAGUGGUGGUGGAGGGGAGCAGAGGAAACGGACAAGAGGAAACGAACUCGCUGCAGAGCCUGAAGGAUUUCGUGCGAGCUGCAGCAGCAGCAGGAGGAGCAGCAGCAGGAGGAGCAGCAGCAGGAGGAGCAGCAGCAGGAGGAGCAGCAGCAGGAGGAGGAGGGGAAGGAGGGGCGAUUGAGCCUGAGCGUCAAAAGGGCAGCAGUGCACCGGAUGUGCCAGUAGUAACCCCCAUGAGUUCCUUCCAUGUGCGUGCAGAAUCGGAGCUGGGGUUGCAGCAAGAGCACAGAUCUGCCGAGGGGUCUGCUGUUGAGAGUUCUGCUGCGGAUGGGCCUGCUGCCGAGGGGUCUCCCGAGCGAUCUGUUGAUGGGACUUCUAAGGGGUCUGCUGCCCGCACCAGGCCCUUCCUCCCGAGUCAAAGGAAAGGGAAGGGGCAAGGGACAGUGGCGGCGGGGGUUAGAACAGGGCCGAGUGAGGGUAAGGGGAAGGAGGGUGCGGAUGGGGGGGAAUCGGUGAGGGAGCAAGUGGACGUGGGGAAGCGGCCGAACCAGCAGGCAUGCGGCGGGGAGCGGGAGGAUGGUUGCGGGCAGCAGCAGCACCAGAAGCAAGAGCAGUUGGGUGAUGUGGAGGAGGAAGAGGAGGACGUGCUGCAGUCACUGCACUUGCUGGCUCUCGCAACCAGCUGUGACCGCACCGGCACCGGCGCCGGCACUGGCACUGGCACUGUUACUGGCACUGGCAACAGCAGUAGCGUGCAGACUAGUGACGGCAUGGAAGCUAAUGCGUCUCCCACCAGUAUGUCUGAUUCGAGUCAUGACGGAGGGUCAUGCGCCCGCACUCGCCCCCGCCCACUGCACGACUCUGCCCUGCCUACUGCCCUGCCUGGUGUGAGCGUCAGGGGUCAACAGGGCACUGGUGGUGGUGGUGGUGGUGGUGGUGGUGGUGGUGCCUGUGGCCCACCAACGAAGCCAGAGCAGCGUAAAGUGAUUCAAGGGCAGUGCUUGGAUGGGUAUCACGCAGGCACACCCCCUGCUCUUUCUGCAGCUGCUGCUGCUGCUGCUAGCGCUGUCUCGCCAACCCUAGUGUCUGUUACAGUCUCCAUGGUUACAGUCACAGUGGAGGGGCCGGAAGCAUCGGCAGGCAUGCAGGCCCAGCAGGUGGUGUCUCUGGCAAGUGAAGCCGAGGUGCCUUGCGAGGUGGUUUCCUUCUCGCUCUCCCCAUGUGAUUAUUCUUCCAUGCACAUCACACACACCAACACCAGCACCAGCACCAACACCAUCACCACAGGUGAUAAGGCACCUGAGAGAACCUGCUUCUUGCCACGCAUUGCUGAGCACGCCCAUGCACUUACCCAUGUGGCCGCCACCCCUCCUGGCAGCACUGAACAGUGCCUACUUGGUGAAGCCAAGGGCACGUCAUGCAGUGAGCUGGAGCUGCCACUGGUAUGCGUGGAGCAGCAGAGCACGGCAGCAGCAGCUGCAGCAAUACCAGUUCAAAAUGAGGAGGCAGGGGAGACAGCAGAGGCAGCAGAGAUAGCAGAGGCAGAUGUUGGGGCGCAGGGUGGUGGUUUGAGUGGGGCUGAUGGGGGGCCAAUUCGCAGCCAGAGGCAGACAAGGUGGAGGAGAAGUGUCCGUGUCGAGGGGAGAAGCUACAGCUCGGCCAUUCCAGUGCAUUGCUGGGAUGCAGUGCCCUUCGUAGACGGCUGCAGCAACAGCGACGGUCACUGAGUCUGCCAUUGUAUAUAUGAGGUCUUGAGGUAUUGUCUCCGUGGUUGUUUGCUUGAAACUGACAAGGUCCCUCCCCCCCCACACCCCCUUCCCAUUAUGGUUCUGGCAGAGAGGAAAAACGUUUGUACCGUGCCUUAUUUCUGUUCGGAUGUGGAUAUGAGA